AUGGCCUCCGCCGUGUUCUUUCUCGACCUCAAGGGCAAGACCCUUCUUGCCCGCAACUACCGAGGUGACAUUCCCAUGUCGGCCGUCGAGAAAUUCCCCAUUCUACUCAGCGAAGCCGAGGAGGAGAGCUCCGCAGUGCCACCGUGCUUCUCGUCCGAAGGCAUCAACUACCUCUACAUCAGACAUAACAACCUGUACCUGCUCGCUCUCACGAAGCGCAACACCAAUGCCGCCGAGAUCCUCCUCUUCCUGCACAAGAUCGUUGAGGUCUUCACCGAGUAUUUCAAGGAGCUGGAGGAGGAGAGUAUAAGGGACAACUUCGUCGUCAUUUACGAGCUGCUCGACGAGAUGAUGGACUUCGGACACCCCCAGACCACCGAAAGCAAGAUACUACAGGAAUACAUUACGCAGGAAUCGCACAAGCUCGAGGUUCAAGCCCGUCCGCCCAUUGCCGUCACCAAUGCUGUGUCCUGGCGUAGCGAAGGUAUCCGCUACCGCAAGAACGAAGUCUUCCUUGACGUCGUCGAGUCGCUCAACCUCUUGGUAUCCGCCAACGGCAACGUGCUGCGCUCCGAGAUUCUGGGUGCCAUCAAGAUGAAGUGCUAUCUCUCCGGUAUGCCUGAGCUGCGCCUGGGUUUGAACGACAAGGUCAUGUUUGAGACGACUGGAAGGGCGACCAGAGGCAAGGCGGUCGAAAUGGAGGACGUCAAGUUCCACCAGUGCGUGCGCUUGAGUAGAUUCGAGAACGACCGGACUAUCAGCUUCAUCCCGCCUGACGGAGAGUUCGAACUUAUGAGCUACCGAUUGAACACGCAAGUUAAGCCACUGAUCUGGGUCGAGUGCAUCGUUGAAAGCCACUCAGGCAGCAGAAUAGAGUACAUGCUCAAGGCGAAAGCACAAUUCAAGAGGCGCAGCACGGCUAACAACGUGCAAAUCAUCAUCCCCGUUCCCGAUGACGCGGAUAGUCCGCGCUUCCGCACCAACAUCGGCACCGUUCACUACCAGCCUGAGACCUCGUCCAUUGUCUGGAAGAUCAAGCAAUUCGGCGGUGGCAAGGAGUUCCUGAUGCGCGCCGAACUCGGCCUUCCUUCUGUUCGGGGCGAUGACGAGAAGGGUGGCGGCAUGAUGGGUGGUUUCGGUGGCAGCAUGGGAGGUGUUGGCAGUGGCAAGGGCAAGAGGCCCAUCAACGUCAAGUUCGAGAUUCCCUACUUCACGACCUCCGGCAUCCAGGUGCGGUACCUGAAGAUCAUCGAGCCCAAGCUGCAAUACCCCUCGCUGCCAUGGGUCAGGUACAUCACGCAAUCCGGCGAUAUCGCCGUUCGCUUGCCCGAUGUGCAGUAG
Messenger RNA from Lasiodiplodia theobromae, 1341 nucleotides. RefSeq names its product Ap-1 complex subunit mu-1. NCBI's taxonomy places the organism in Eukaryota, Fungi, Ascomycota, Dothideomycetes, Botryosphaeriales, Botryosphaeriaceae. The record is from RefSeq and is a predicted model, not a curated record. Gene Ontology annotation, molecular function: clathrin-cargo adaptor activity. Bases 1 to 1341 code for a protein of 446 amino acids. The transcript has 6 exons. Gene Ontology annotation, biological process: intracellular protein transport; vesicle-mediated transport. Gene Ontology annotation, cellular component: clathrin adaptor complex; clathrin-coated vesicle.